Rotaria sp. Silwood1 is the source of this 792-nucleotide messenger RNA. NCBI's taxonomy places the organism in Eukaryota, Metazoa, Rotifera, Eurotatoria, Philodinida, Philodinidae. The record is from the annotation of a GenBank genome assembly.
AUGGCUUCAUCAAUAAAUGAUCUAGGUGUUAAUGAACAUCAUGAAGAAAUAAUUCGUCAUUAUGUUCAUUUUUCUCGUGAACAAAAAGCAAUAGGUCUACGAUCAUUUCGUUCUGCAGCUGAUGAUUUUAAAAAUCAACGUUUAUCUGAUGAAGCUAUGAUGACAGUUAAUGAAGUCAAUGAAUUUCUUGAUGAAUUUCUUGAUAUAUUAGAAAAAGAAUUUGAACAAGAAUUAACACAUCAAUAUCGUGUUAAUGCUCUUUUACUUAAACAAUUAUUUCAACAAGCUGAACAAUGGUUUUUAAAAUUAAAUCCUAAUUUUGAUCAAUUAGAAAAUCGUUGUUUAAUUGAACUUAUACGAGAUUAUGAACAACAACAAUUAAUUUCAAAAAAAUCUAAAGGAAAUAAAGAUAUGAAUGCUAUGAUGGAUCCAAUAAAUGAUACAAAAUCUACAAUACUUUUAAAAACUGAAAUUCAAAAAUUACAACAAUUAAAUGAACAAUUAAAAAAACGUUUAUUAAACUAUGAAAAUGAUGAUGAUAUUUUAAAUCAAAAAUUAGAAGAAAAUACACGUUUAUAUAAUAAUAAAGAAGUAUCAUUUACUCAUCAAUUAGAAACAAAUGAAAAACGUUUAAAAGAUAUUCAACAUUCAUUAUCAUUAGCUGAAAAUGAAUUAGAAAAAAAAUUUAAUCAAACAAAUACAUAUAUUAAUAUGAAAAGAAUUAUUGAACAAAAAAAUCAACAAAUUCGAGAAUUAAGACAAAGAUUAGAUGUCAAAGAUGACAAUGAUUAA